Molecule: messenger RNA, 631 nt
Organism: Siniperca chuatsi (mandarin fish)
Lineage: Eukaryota; Metazoa; Chordata; Actinopteri; Centrarchiformes; Sinipercidae
Gene: dnajc19
Product: DnaJ (Hsp40) homolog, subfamily C, member 19
Exons: 6
Coding region: 155-505 (116 amino acids)
Biological process (GO): protein import into mitochondrial matrix
Cellular component (GO): PAM complex, Tim23 associated import motor
Molecular function (GO): ATPase activator activity
Source: RefSeq, a predicted model, not a curated record
UUGACCGGGGGAGGAGGGACCAGCGUUUGUCACGGUUUUACGACAGUGCUACACCAUUUCCGGCACAAACACAUGAACGCCUGAGUGACAAAAACAUGAGAGGUCAAAAGUUAUGGUCCUAAUAUAUAACAGAAACGGAACAUAACACACAGACAUGGCCAGUUCCAUGGUGGCAGCGGGACUGGCUCUGGCAGCAGCUGGAUUUGCAGGUCGCUAUGCCAUGCAGGCCAUGAAGCAGAUGGAGCCUCAGAUGAAACAAGCCCUUCAGAGCUUCCCCAAGACAGCUUUUGGAGGAGGGUACUAUAGAGGUGGAUUUGAUCCAAAGAUGAACAAGAGAGAAGCUUGUCUGGUUUUAGGUGUCAGUCCCACAGCUAACAAGAAUAAGAUCAGAGAAGCCCACAGAAAACUGAUGAUCCUGAACCAUCCAGAUAGAGGUGGAUCACCCUACCUAGCAGCAAAGAUAAAUGAAGCGAAGGAUCUCAUGGACGGCCAGAUAAAGAAAUAGAAGUGAAGACACUGGUGAUGACAUAAAUGGGAUUUCACAUUUGCUGUUGCUCUGACUGACUUGAGCGAUUAUCUGACUUUUCAAACUGAUUCUUCUCAAAUAAAAUCACUCUGUACACAUUGUUAA